CAGUUCCGAGCAGAGCUCUCCCCGAGGAGGGGCGUGGACUGAGGGAGGUUUUAAAGAGCGUCUCAUCAGAAUUCAGAGGACACCGCCGCGUGUCCCCCGAGAACCCGAGUUUGCUGCGCGCCUUCAUUCAUCCGGGGAGACAAUCUUUUCUCUUCCCAGCAGGUGUUAUCUGAAGCCUGUUUGGAACUUUGGGGAGUUUAGGUUACUAUUAUAACUUUAACAAAUGAUUUUCGAUGAAGCGAUGUCUCGAAUGAACUAGGCUUCGGACCAGACCUGCACCCAACUGAGGGCUGGCAGAGGAGGGAUGGGCUGGGGGUGAGGAGCGCGGUGGUGAGAAGUCCCCUCUUAUCCCCCGCCCUCUGCAGAUCGCUGCUGUUUUGCCCGUGGGGGUAGGAUGUGGUGAAAGGAUGGGGCUUCUCCCUCCCGGGGCUCACAAUGGCCAGAGAAGAUUCUGUGAAGUGUUUGCGCUGCCUGCUCUACGCGCUCAAUCUGCUCUUUUGGAUCUUAGCUGUCUGGAGAAGUCCCCUUGACCCCAUGGAAUAGUUGAUGUCCAUCAGCGUGUUGGCAGUUUCCGCUUGGAUGAGGGACUACCUAAAUAAUGUUCUGACUUUAACUGCAGAAACAAGGGUAGAGGAGGCUGUCAUCUUGACUUAUUUUCCUGUGGUUCAUCCGGUCAUGAUUGCUGUUUGCUGUUUCCUGAUCAUCGUGGGGAUGUUAGGAUACUGUGGAACAGUAAAAAGAAAUCUCUUACUUCUUGCAUGGUAUUUUGGAAGUUUACUUGUCAUUUUCUGUGUAGAACUGGCUUGUGGUGUUUGGACAUAUGAGCAGGAAAUUAUGGUUCCAGUACAGUGGUCAGACAUGGUCACUUUGAAAGCCAGAAUGACAAAUUAUGGCUUACCGAGAUACCGGUGGCUUACUCAUGCUUGGAAUUUUUUUCAGAGAGAGUUCAAGUGCUGUGGAGUUGUCUAUUUCACCGACUGGCUGGAAAUGACAGAAAUGGACUGGCCCCCAGAUUCCUGUUGUGUUAAGGAAUUCCCAGGAUGUUCCAAACAGGCCCACCAGGAAGAUCUCAGUGACCUUUAUCAAGAGGGUUGUGGGAAGAAGAUGUAUUCUUUUUUGAGAGGAACCAAACAACUGCAGGUGCUCAGGUUCCUGGGGAUCUCCAUUGGGGUGACACAGAUCCUGGCCAUGAUUCUCACCAUUACUCUGCUCUGGGCUCUCUACUAUGAUAGAAGGGAGCCUGGGACAGACCAAAUGACGGCCCUGAAGAAUGACACCACUCAGCACCUGCCUUGUCACUCAGUGGAACUGUUGAAACCAAGCCUGUCAAGGAUCUUUGAACACACAUCCAUGGCAAACAGCUUUAACACACACUUUGAGAUGGAGGAAUUAUAGAGACUGUCAAAGAAGGAAACCACAAAUUUAUUUUAUUGGACUUGUGAAUUUUUUGAGCACACACUUAACCGUUUCAGAAAUGUGUUGAAAUAAAAAUGUUGCCAUAAAAGGAUACCCAAGCACAUAAUGUUCCAGCCUUUAAAAGAAAGUGGGAAAAGUAUAUAUAUUAUAAGGCAUCACCUGGACAAUAGUUGAUGCCCUUUAUAAUGCUGAGGACUGAUCUAAUACCCACUUUAUGCCUGUGUAAGAUUUUUACUGGACACAGUUAUGCUUUGAGAUUUAUGCUUUGGCAUAGUUUGAUCAGCAUUUCUACAUCCAUGUAAACGAGCCAUGCUGUUGUGGGAUUGGAGCUACAGUAAAUUUGAUUCACUUCCAUAAGCUUGCUAGUAUAUAAAGUUCCAAAUAACUGCUAACAUAGGAAGUUAGACAGUACUAAUGACUUUUAUUACUUGGUGAUAUAUUCUUUUGAGGGUAAAUAGACUAUACAUAAGUACACUCUGAAGAUUGGUGACUACCUAAACAUGAUUUUUGCUGGUUAAUAAAAAUAUUCUUACUACUUACAAGAGCAAACUUAAACAUUGUCUUAAACUGAUCAGGGAUAUAUGUGUAUAUGAGUCUGUGUUAAGUCUGUAUAAUUCAGUAGAUUUCAGUUCUUAUAACAUUAAGCAUAAUAAUUGUGAAAUGGAUACAUUCGUCCUGUAUAGAAGCAUUGUUUUUAACCUUUCCUGUUAAUAGAGCUUUAAAAUUCUGUCUUGGGUUUAUAUUACAUGCAUAACUGUUAAUUUAAAUACUUAACCACUAAUUUUGAAAAAUGACUAGUGUGAUACAAAGGAAUCAUUAUAAUUCAGAAUGUAGUCUGGUCUCUAGGAAGUAUUAACAAAAAAGUUUACAUAUAACUUAGUUCAUUCAGCAAAGACCUGGAUAUUAUCUUUCUGCCAAACUGAGACUCUUUUUGACACUAAACACUUUGUAAAGGAACUUAUCUUUGCUUUCUCCAAACAAGAAGUGGCAGUCUUCAAGUCUCAAUAUAAUUCUACAGAGAAUAGUUUUCCUUUUCCCCAGCAAAAAGUUGAAUCAUAAAAAUAAGUGACAAUUUAGCUAGAGAUUUUCUUUGCCUUAUUUCACUGAUUAAGAUACUAUGGUGAAUUACACAGAUUAUUAAAUUUUUUAUAAGAGUAAACUAUAUUUAUUUGAAAUGGGAAAAGUGCAUUUUACUGUAUUUUGUGUAUUAUGUUUAUUUCUCAGAAAAUGGAAAGAAAAUUAAAACGUGUCAAUAAAUAUUUUCUAGAGAGUAAAAA
Balaenoptera acutorostrata (minke whale) is the source of this 2693-nucleotide messenger RNA. RefSeq names its product tetraspanin 12 (gene TSPAN12). The transcript has 8 exons. The record is from RefSeq and is a predicted model, not a curated record. Gene Ontology annotation, cellular component: membrane. The coding region runs from base 547 to 1395 and encodes 282 amino acids. Lineage: Eukaryota; Metazoa; Chordata; Mammalia; Artiodactyla; Balaenopteridae.